GCUGAUGUCAUCUGCCCACAUGAAGGCAACAAGUGACCAAUGAGAGAAAAGAAGGAUGAUGGUUAUGAUGAGGAAGUGCCACUUUAGUAAUUAGAGGAAGUAGUUACAAAAUUUGUCUUUAAGAAGCAGCUUGCUCAGAGACUUACAGGUAGAAGAAGCAGAGAGAGACAGAGAGGCACGAUGACUGAAUUCAGAUGGAUUAAAAUAUCUUUAUUUCUGUUGCUGAUGCUUCAGUUUACAGCAGCAGGACAGCUUUUCCGCUCCCUCACUUUUAGAGUUGGAGAUGAUGUCACUUUGUCUUGUGAAAAUGUGAUAGAUGAUCAGAAUAACUGUGACAGUACCGUCUGGCUCUUCAGUGAAUCAAGAAGCACACGGGCAGUAGUGCUGGUUUAUCUUGGGAAGACUGCUGAAGAAGCUAAAUCAGACAGACUGAGUGUUACAGCAAACUGUUCUCUGGUUAUAAAGAAGGUCACAGAUGAAGAUGUUGGACGUUACGGCUGCAGACAGUUCAGAUCAGCAAAACAACAAGGUCAAGAUGCUGUGGUUGAAUUGUCUGUUGUUACCAUGACUGAACAUAACAACGCUGAUGAGGUGACGUUAACCUGCUCUGUGAGGACAUAUGAACGAUGUACACACAAAGUGAAGUGGCAGGGUCAAGAUGUGGCUGAAGAUGAUCAACAUAUGAGGACCUCACAGUCUCCCUGCUCUGCCUCUGUGACCUUUCUGACUUCUUUCUACAUUUACACAUCAAGAUAUAAGUUAUUUAAAUGUGCAGUGACUGAUGGUGACAGAGUGCAGGUGUUUCCCUUCAGAUCUCAAUUCUCAGGUGAGAAACCAGGUGAGGACACAACAAUAGCAACAACAGAAUCAACAACAAAAACAACUGGAAACAGCAUAAAAGCAGACUUGUGGGUGUACAUCAUUGUGGCUGUGGCUUUAGCAGCACUCUUAAUACUCAUUGUGGCAAUCAUCGUAUGGAGGAGAACUAAAGGGAACAAAACACAGAUGAGUGACACUAUUGGGCUGACUUCAAACCCUGCAGUGACUCAGGCUGCUCCAGAACCCAGCCAGGGCACUGUGAGAUCACACACCCAGUACAAAGCUGAUCCUGAAGAUGGUGUUUCCUACGCCUCCGUCAGCUACACCAAGAAAACCAACAGUAAAGCCCAGGUUCGGAGUAAAUAUGAUGACGAUGACGAUGCAGUGACCUAUACCGCUGUGAAAGCUUCCUCUGCUGAUCCCAACAGCCUCUACGCUACCAUCAACUAAUCGAACAAAACAAACUCAUGUCAUCAGGUCUUUUCUAAUCUCCGUUAAUAUCUAUUUUCAAAUGAUCAUUUUCAGUGUGGAUCAUUGUAAAUAACGUCCUGUACAGAAAGAGAUGUAGUUAACUAGUGGUGCAAUGUUAAAAGGGAGGUAAUAACUCAACAUGUGGUUGCUUAAAAUGUAAAUGAGCAUAAUAUAUGACACAUUUUGCUUGAUGAACUAGCUGUCGUGCACUUUAUUGUGCUCAGUGCAUGGUCUUAUUUUAUAGUGUAUAGAAAUAUAUGGCAAUGUUUUUGUUUCAGUUACAUGUAUUUCCUAUAAUUAUUUUAUAUGCAAUAAUGUAUCCAUGUUGGGCAAUUUUAUGUGUUUUCUCAUGUUGUUUUUCUUUAUUUUCAUAUUUUCAUCUGUUAUUGUUUGAUAUGUAAUUAUCUGAACAUUUAUGUCUCAUUUUAUUAAAGUACUCAAAGUAAACUGAAA
Messenger RNA from Epinephelus lanceolatus (giant grouper), 1743 nucleotides. RefSeq lists its product as uncharacterized. The record is from RefSeq and is a predicted model, not a curated record. Gene Ontology annotation, cellular component: external side of plasma membrane; membrane raft. Gene Ontology annotation, molecular function: protein tyrosine kinase binding; MHC class II protein binding. NCBI's taxonomy places the organism in Eukaryota, Metazoa, Chordata, Actinopteri, Perciformes, Serranidae. Gene Ontology annotation, biological process: interleukin-15-mediated signaling pathway; T cell activation; positive regulation of ERK1 and ERK2 cascade.